AUGAAUAACUAUGUACGGCCACCGGAGCCGCAGAAAUUCGGCGAUCCCCCCCAAUACACUGUACCACACCAGUUAUGCGAUUUCUGCAACGUAUCUUAUCCUGAAGACACAUUCAUUAAGCAUCUCAUUGUUGAACAUUCAGAACUUCUCUUUCAUUGUGAACAAUGCGAUAAAUAUCUCAACAGACGUCAGUUUAUAGCACACAUGUCACUCCAUGCGGUGCAGUACACGGACCGAUCGGAACUAGUAAACAAUAUGCGAGGAGAAAAUGACGGAACUCAAAACAAUAAUACUAUUGCCCCAGCUCCUAACCAUGAUGCUGAUGGGGGUGCAGAAACGAGAAUUUGCCAAAGUUUGACUAACACUGAGCACGUGAUGUCUACACGCGAUUCUAGUACUAUUAUAUCAAUAACGAGUAAUCAAAAUGUUAAUAUAACCCCCACUUUAUCUCCGCAAAAUAUAAGCGUUGCUGCACCAAAAACCAAUUACAAUUCCGACGCUAAAGAGACAGUAACAAGAACUAAAAUUUCAAAAACUUCUGUAAAACGUAACAAAUCGCAGCAAAAAACUACUGUUACUACUACGUCUAAUACAGAAACUAAAGGUACAACAGCUGUUGCAGAAAAUAAUAAUAUGAACGAUACACAAGCCACAAAUACUCAUCACAAUGUUGCUGACCCUACUAUCCCACUAAGACAUAAUCAAACUGCAAACAAUGCACUUGCAAUUAGAAAUCAGAAUACCAACACCCAGGCUCCUGUAACGCGCAGUCAAAAUAUUACCCCAGCAACAGCAAAACCAGAUACGACAUCGUUGCCACAAAGUAAUAAAACCACCAAACAUAGUCAAGAAAAUGAAUUUUCCGAUCACAGUGAUAUGGAAUACGGCUUUGGUCCCCUCCCUGAAUCAGUAUUUGAAGCUAUAGAAGACACCCAAGACAGUCAGCAAGCUGAAGAUACAAGUCAAGUAGUAGAUAUUGAAUACCCAGACGAUGACUCUAACUCAGCAACUAAAGACUGUAAUAUCAAAGUACCCUCAUCUAAAAAACCUAGAACGUGCCCCAUCUGUUCCAAAGUUUACAAAGCAUCUUCUAGCUACUUCUAUCACUUAAGACAUACACAUAAGAAAAUUAAAGAGCAUGAAUGCGAAAUCUGUGCAAAUAAAUUUGCGACCAGAGCGAUUCUGGCCUCUCACAUCACGACUCACACCGGAGUAUAUCAAUUUGAGUGUAAUCAUUGCAAAAAGCGCUUCAGAUCCAAAGCUAGUUUGUACAUUCAUGAGCAAACUCAUAUUGGCCUCAAAAACUUUUCUUGUAAACAGUGUAAUACGUCGUUCCGGUGGAGAACUCAAUUGUUAAGACACAUGCAAAGACACUCAGCGGAGAAAUCUCACGUCUGUGCCAUAUGUGGGCGUGGUUUCAGCAUCCGGUGUGAUUUACUGAGACAUACGCGUACGCACACUGCAGGCGACUUUAGUUGUGAAGAAUGUGAUGUUAAGUUCGCUCAGAUGAGGUAUUUAAAAGAACAUAUGAACAAGAAACACUCAAAGACAGUUGUGAAGAAAUAA
Molecule: messenger RNA, 1566 nt
Organism: Arctia plantaginis
Lineage: Eukaryota; Metazoa; Arthropoda; Insecta; Lepidoptera; Erebidae
Source: the annotation of a GenBank genome assembly